AAUCAAUUCAAAGAUCAACGAAUAUGAAAACGAUGUCAAAGAAUCUUUUCACUGGUCUUAUGACGCGGAAGGGCACGGCCACGGCCACGGUUCAUGCGAGAAAUUACAUCUUUCAGAAGAGUUUCAAGGCACGCCAAGUGCUGAUGGCCAAGGCUAAGACGAAUGGGGCACCAGAGCCAGAGACCUUAGAGGACCAGACCCCGAAUCAAACGCAGCCGGAGAGCGCUUGUCCGGAAAUGAAGACAACAGGAGCAACUGCUUUGCCCUUGGCUGAGAAUACACGCAAGACAGUUUCCCUUAAGGAAAGCUUUUCCGAUCAGAGAGAGAGGUGGAUGGCCAGGACCAAGGAGAGCCAGCGCAAGGCCAUGCUGGCAGCCAAAGAAAGUCCUUCCAAGGCUACAAGGAACAAAUGGUCGACUCCCGGCAAAUACGACUGGCAGCAGCAGCUGUAGGACCCCCACCCAGUGGGCGCAGUGGGAAGUCCAGACGACGACGACCGGUGGCUCAGGGGUCGGUGCCUGGAAAUAUCUGUUUGCCUUCAGGCCGACUUUCUCCACAUCCGCAAUACACUCGGAAACCAUCUUACAGGAAUGCACUUUAUUCGCUAUUCGGGAAAAGAAAACUCCUAUGAUUCGAAUUAAACUGUUUUCAAUUGAAAUCGCACCUUUAGAAAGAACACCAAGAGGCUCUGAUCCGUUCGGCACGGAGACACUGCAUCCCGUAAUUAAAUGAAGACGAAAUUUCGUUAAGUGGAACAAACAAUUUUGUAGGAAAAAAUAUAUAAUUUCCGCCUGAUUUUAGA
Molecule: messenger RNA, 802 nt
Organism: Drosophila miranda
Lineage: Eukaryota; Metazoa; Arthropoda; Insecta; Diptera; Drosophilidae
Exons: 2
Coding region: 24-452 (142 amino acids)
Source: RefSeq, a predicted model, not a curated record